AUUUAACAUAAAUUUCUAGCAGAUAAACAAUUCUUUCUUCUUGACCAUCAUGAGAAUCUAUCCAAAUGCAGAUGUUUGGUUCUAUGUGGAUAAACCCGGCUGCUGGGGCAGCUAUCAAAAGUAUGGACCGCAUCACAGUUGGAAACUGCCCGGCAAGGAGUUUACGCCCAAGUACAUGUACUACUGGCGUGAUACCGAAGGCCACAAAAUGCGUGAUGUAAAACGCAAGGAUCUGUACUUUGACAACUGGCCCAAGUCAAGAAUUCGACCACAGGCCUGCCUGGGCAUGCUAUAUGCAACUGGUUAUCGCUUCAUAAAGCUCAGCAUGGCACCACCAGCUGGAUUUAAGUGUGCACCACUUCCAGUUAAUUUGGCUACCGCUAAACACGUUAAAGCCAAUCUAAAGAAAAUGAAGAAAAAGGAAAAGCAGGCACAAAAAAAGGCUAAAAAGGAAGCGGCAGAAAAGAAAAAAGCUGCGUUAGCGCAUAAGAAUAGAGGAGCUCCACGAGGAAGAAAUUAGAAAAUUUGGCAAAGCAUCUGA
This is a messenger RNA of Drosophila innubila, 541 nucleotides long. RefSeq lists its product as uncharacterized. The record is from RefSeq and is a predicted model, not a curated record. NCBI's taxonomy places the organism in Eukaryota, Metazoa, Arthropoda, Insecta, Diptera, Drosophilidae. The transcript has 2 exons. Bases 50 to 520 code for a protein of 156 amino acids.